Trichoderma harzianum CBS 226.95 is the source of this 369-nucleotide messenger RNA. RefSeq lists its product as hypothetical. The transcript is spliced from 2 exons. Gene Ontology annotation, cellular component: cytoplasm. The record is from RefSeq and is a predicted model, not a curated record. Lineage: Eukaryota; Fungi; Ascomycota; Sordariomycetes; Hypocreales; Hypocreaceae. The annotation marks the transcript as partial. Gene Ontology annotation, molecular function: protein binding.
GGUCAAACGCCUUUGCUAUGGGCGGCUAAAAGGGGCCAUAAUGCCUUGGUUAGAGUACUUUUGGAAACGGACGACAUCGAUGUCAAUGCCAAAGACAACCUCAAGAACUCGCCGCUCUUAUGGGCAGUUGCUGGGACACACACCGAAGUGAUCAAAUUAUUACUAGAUAGAGAUCACGCUGAUACUGAGGUUGAGGACUACGAAGGUCUAACACCGCUUCAUAUGGCCUCAAUGGAAGGGCACCUCCGAGUCGUUCAAGUGCUGCUCAGCCAAAACAACAAAAAUGUCAAUUCCAAGGACAACCGUGGUUCUACACCAAUGCAUUACGCUUCUGAGAGUGGUUAUUUUAGGAUUGUAAAGUUGCUUCUU